AUGAAAGAUGUCAUACUGGAGAGAAAGCCUCUGAAAAUACUCAGUGUGGUAAAGCCUUUGCACAACACAGUCAUCUCCAAAGACACAAAAGCACACAUACUGGAGAGAAACUCUAUGAAUAAAAACCUUACAAAUGGAGAGAAACCUUACGAAUGUGAACAAUGUGGUAAAGCCUUUACAUCUCAUAGUUAUCUCCAAGUACAUAAAAGAAUACAUACUGGAGAGAAGCUCUAUGAAUGUGAUCAAUGUGGUAAAGCCUUUACAUCUCAUAGUUAUCUCCAAGUACAUAAAAGAAUACAUACUGGAGAGAAGCUCUAUGAAUGUGAUCAAUGUGGUAAAGCCUUUGUACUUCACAGUGCUCUUAAAAGACAUAAAAGAAUACAUACUGGAGAGAAGCUCUAUGAAUGUGAUCAAUGUGGUAAAGCCUUUACAUCUCAUAGUUAUCUCCAAGUACAUAAAAGAAUACAUACUGGAGAGAAACCUUACAAAUGUGAUCAAUGUGGUAAAGCCUUUGCACAACUCAUUCAUCUCAAAAAGCAUGGAAUAACACAUACUGGAGAGAAACCUUACGAAUGUGAACAAUGUGGUAAAGCCUUUACAUCUCAUAGUUCUCUCCAAGUACAUAAAAGAAUACAUACUGGAGAGAAACCCUACAAAUGUGAUCAAUGUGGUAAAGCCUUUGCACAACUCAGUCAUCUCAAAAAGCAUGGAAUAACACAUACUGGAGAGAAACCUUACGAAUGUGAACAAUGUGGUAAAGCCUUUACAUCUCAUAGUUAUCUCCAAGUACAUAAAAGAAUACAUACUGGAGAGAAGCUCUAUGAAUGUGAUCAAUGUGGUAAAGCCUUUACAUCUCAUAGUUCUCUCCAAGUACAUAAAAGAAUACAUACUGGAGAGAAACCCUACAAAUGCAAUCAAUGUGGUAAAGCCUUUGCACAACUCAGUCAUCUCAAAAGGCAUAAACUAAUACAUACUGGAAGAAAAUCCUACAAAUGCAAUCAGUGUGGUAAAGCCUUUUCACUAAACAGUCAUCUCAAAAGGCAUGGAAGAACACAUACUGGAGAGAAACCUUACGAAUGUGAUCAAUGUGGUAAAGCCUUUGCAUCUCAUAGUUAUCUCCAAGUACAUAAAAGAAUACAUACUGGAGAGAAGCCCUAUGAAUGUGAUCAAUGUGGUAAAGCCUUUGUAGGUCAGAAUGACCUUAAAAGACAUAAAAGAACACAUACUGGAGAGAAACCUUACAAAUGUAAUGAAUGUGGUAAAGCCUUUGUAUGUAACUCUAAUCUCCGAAAACAUAAAGCAACACAUACUACAGUGAAACCUUAUGAAUGUAACUAAUUUAGUAAGUUCUUUGCCUCUCAUGAUCAACUUUGACAACAUGAAAGAAUUCAUACUGGAGAGAAACCUCACAAAUGUAGUCAAUGUGGUAAAGCAUUUUCACAAUCAAGCCACCUCCAACUACAUAAAAGAACACAUACAUACUAAAGAGUAACCGUAUGAAUGUAACCAAUGUAGUAAAGCCUUUACUAUGAUAUUCAAAGGCAUGGUGGUUUAAAUAUAUUUGGCCCAUAGCAAGUGGCAGUGUUAGGAGGUAUGGCCUUUUUGGAGUAGAUGUGGCCUUUGAGGAAGUAUGUCACUGUCGGAGGGUUAUGGGCUUUCAGACCCCAUGCUUAAACUCUACCCAGGGCAGAAGAGCCUUCUGGCUGCCAUCUGAUCAAGAUGUAGAACUCUCUCUUCCAGCACCAUGUCUGCUUGGACACUGACAUUUCUUCCACCUUGAUAAUUGACUGAACAUCUGAAUCUGUAUACCUCCCCUCCCCCCAAUUAAAUGUCCUUUCUAAGA
Rattus rattus (black rat) is the source of this 1843-nucleotide messenger RNA. RefSeq names its product zinc finger protein 431-like. Gene Ontology annotation, molecular function: RNA polymerase II cis-regulatory region sequence-specific DNA binding; DNA-binding transcription factor activity, RNA polymerase II-specific. Gene Ontology annotation, biological process: regulation of transcription by RNA polymerase II. Lineage: Eukaryota; Metazoa; Chordata; Mammalia; Rodentia; Muridae. The transcript is spliced from 4 exons. The record is from RefSeq and is a predicted model, not a curated record. Bases 1 to 1338 code for a protein of 445 amino acids.